GAGGGCACCAUGCCGCGCUCCUUCCUGGUGAAGACGCACUCCAGUCACAGGGUCCCCAAUUACGGGCAGCUGGAGACGCAAAGAGACAUCAGUGGUGCCUGUUCUGCCUGCGGGGGGCCGGUGGUGCCCCUCAUCUUCCCAGACAAGGUGGCCCCGUCCUCGCCUGGUGACCCUCCCCAGCCCUGGGACCACGCCUCUGUCAUCGCUCACACCUCCCUGCCCCUGCUGUGCAACGAGGAAGCUCUGGGGGCUUCAGGGCCAGAAGCCCUGGACGUCAGCCGGGCGGACCCCCGGGCCAGCCGGGCCCUCAGCGCACCCCUCAGAGACAGCCUGAACCACCUCAACCUGCCCCCGCUGCCGGCCCUGCCCAUGCGCUGGCCCCCGCUCCUGGGCACAGACGGGGCCCAGACCCCAGGCCGCCUGCUGGGGGCUGAGCGGGCCCUCCAUGGCCACAGGCCCGCCCACGCGCCAGCCGGGCUGGCCAGGCGCCGGCAGCUGCGGUGCCCCUUGCAGGCCCAGCGCUGUUUCACCUGCCAGUUCUGCGACAAGGAGUACGGCAGCCUGGGCGCCCUCAAGAUGCACAUCCGGACACACACGCUGCCCUGCCUCUGCGCCGUCUGCGGCAAGGCCUUCUCCAGGCCCUGGCUGCUGCAAGGCCACCUCCGGACCCACACGGGUGAGAAGCCCUACGCCUGCCCUCACUGCAGCAGGGCCUUCGCCGACCGCUCCAACCUGCGGGCCCACCUGCAGACGCACUCGGAAACCAAGAAGUACCAGUGCAAGCGCUGCGCCAAGACCUUCUCCCGCAUGGCACUCCUGGCGCGGCACGAGGAGUCUGGCGGCUGCCCCGGCCCCUAGAGACGCGAGGGUUUGUGCAGGCAGGGGCAGGGCCUCGCCCCCAGAGCCCACUGCCCCUGGAGAAGCCAAGCGUCCUGGGGGGUCGGGGCCCUCGCGCAGGAGGGGCUCUCUCCCGGGGAGACUUUCACUGAGAUGGGAGCCUCCAUUCUGCUCCUCCCACU
Messenger RNA from Camelus dromedarius (Arabian camel), 1019 nucleotides. RefSeq names its product snail family transcriptional repressor 3 (gene SNAI3). Gene Ontology annotation, molecular function: RNA polymerase II cis-regulatory region sequence-specific DNA binding; DNA-binding transcription factor activity, RNA polymerase II-specific. Bases 10 to 858 code for a protein of 282 amino acids. The transcript has 3 exons. Gene Ontology annotation, biological process: regulation of DNA-templated transcription. The record is from RefSeq and is a predicted model, not a curated record. NCBI's taxonomy places the organism in Eukaryota, Metazoa, Chordata, Mammalia, Artiodactyla, Camelidae.